AUGGAAGAAUUCCUCAAGUUUGACCUGGAAUAUGACCAACCAGUGUGGUGGUGGUGGUCAGAUAAUGGGGGAGGAUCUUCCCUGAAAAUGCAGUACCCUCCAUCAGGGCCAAGUGGGUGGGGCCAGCUUGGUAAUCGUGUGACUUCUGGGCUAGUUGCAAAUGAUUCUGUUGAAACAUCAGCAUUCUUCCCAUUGAUUGGAAGAAAAGUGAGAACCAGAUGGCCUAAUGACAACAAUUUUUAUGAAGCAGUUAUAACAGAUCACAACCCCGUUGAGAUAUCACCAGAGGAUAUACAAUGGUGGAUCAGGUAUUCAAUUCAUGGAAUGAGUAGACCCGUUGGACGUGAUAAUGGUCCUGGUGGAGGUGGAGGUGCAGGGAGAGGUAGAGGGUUGCCCAAAAGUCAAGCAGUAGCAGCAUCAAGAAAAGAUUUUCCACGAUCACAGAAUGGCAUUGGAAAGAAGGGUCGAGACAAUAUUUAG
This is a messenger RNA of Lactuca saligna, 480 nucleotides long. NCBI's taxonomy places the organism in Eukaryota, Viridiplantae, Streptophyta, Magnoliopsida, Asterales, Asteraceae. The record is from the annotation of a GenBank genome assembly.